Molecule: messenger RNA, 2063 nt
Organism: Anopheles stephensi (Asian malaria mosquito)
Lineage: Eukaryota; Metazoa; Arthropoda; Insecta; Diptera; Culicidae
Product: 4-coumarate--CoA ligase 1-like
Exons: 4
Coding region: 166-1845 (559 amino acids)
Biological process (GO): fatty-acyl-CoA biosynthetic process; long-chain fatty acid metabolic process
Molecular function (GO): long-chain fatty acid-CoA ligase activity
Source: RefSeq, a predicted model, not a curated record
AGUUCAGUCAUCGGAGGGGUGCAUUUGAUAGCGACCGCAUCCGAUAUGGGCUCGGUGCUGUCGUCAGUCAAUAUCGCGCGAUAGCGCAACCGAGUCACCAACCGGGUACGGUCCGCACACUUACACUGCCGGCAGCUGUUCAAGAGUGCGCACACGCUUCGGAAGAUGACGAACCAGGAGAGCGAACGUAUUGUAAGCGGUCCGCCGCACAAAUCGGACAUUACUGCUGGGUGUGGAUCGUUGGGUAGCUUCGUGCGGAGCAAGCUGUUGCAGAACGGUUCCGAUAUAGCGUUGAUCGAUGGAGUUUACGGAACGGAAACUACGUACAUGGAGUUGCUGGAGCAGGGCGCUCGAGUGGCCGAGUGUCUACGGCGGGAUGUUGGCAUACGGAGCGGUGACGUAAUAGGGCUAGUCUCGGAGAAUCGGCUCGAGUUUCCGACCAUACUGGUUGGGUCCUUUCUGCUCGGUGCUACAGUCGCUCCCAUCAACCUUACCUACAGCGAACGGGAGUUCGUGCACGCGUUUAAUUUGUCAAGACCCCGUAUCGUCUUUCUGUCCGCAUUUGCCGCUGAUCGGGUAGUUGCAGCAGCUCACCAGUGCACUAGCUUCAUCGAACGCUUGGUACUGUUUGGGGAUGAAAAUCUGUGUGAAGAUGCGUCUGCCAGUGUGCCUUACACACUGAUGGAACAGUUCGUUGCCCCGGUUUCGUUCGUUAAUCCUCUGGCAAUGGACAUUGUACCUACGAACGUGCAGGAGCACGUCGCCUUGAUCAUGUGCUCGUCCGGUACGACCGGCCUGCCGAAGGGUGUUCAACUAACCCAGGCGAACGUAAUGGCUAGUGUAGCCUUGACAGAAGAAUCAAACUCACUGACGGAGACGGAGGAUCCGAUGGUGGUCCUGUGUGUAUUGCCCUGGUUCCACGCGUUUGGUUGCCUUAGCCUCAUCAACGUUCUCUGCAUUAAGGAGCGUAUGGUGGCGUUGCCCAAGUUUGAGGACUUUCUUUACCUCGGCUGUAUCGAAACGUAUCGCUGCAAUACACUCCUGUCGGUGCCUCCUAUUGUGCUGUUCCUGGCUAAGCAUCCACUCGUCGAUAGCUACGAUCUUACCAGUGUGCGUACGAUCAUCUGUGGUGCUGCUCCACUGUCCCGUGAGACGGAGGAGCUAGUACUGCAGCGGCUACCGCACGUACAGCACAUACGUCAAGGGUAUGGUAUGAGUGAGCUAACGCUGGCCACACUCAUCCAGAGCGGGGAGGACCACAAACCGGGCAGUGUUGGACGCGUGCAGAUAGGCACGCAGGUAAAGGUGGUUGAUCCAACCACGGGCAAAAGUCUCGGGCCGAACGAGCGCGGCGAGCUUUGCUUCCGCGGUACCCAGGUCAUGAAGGGAUAUAUUGGUGAUGAGCAGGCAACGCGCUACACGAUCGAUACCGAGGGUUGGCUGCAUUCGGGUGACGUUGGGUACUACGAUGAGGAUGGCGAGUUUUUCGUCGUGGACCGGCUGAAGGAGCUGAUCAAGUACAAAGGGUACCAAGUGCCACCGGCAGAGAUUGAAGCUGUUCUGCUGACUCAUCCCGCCGUGCUGGAUGCGGCCGUUAUCGGUGUUCCGGAUGAGGCGGCGGGCGAGCUACCGUUGGCGUUCGUUGUACGGCAACCGAACGAUGCCGGGGCUGCCGUUAGCGAGACGGAGAUUGUGAAGUUCGUAGCGGACCGUGCGUCCGCGGCAAAGCGGCUGCACGGUGGAGUCCGGUUCAUCGACGCCAUUCCGAAGAACCUGAGCGGUAAGGUUCUGCGCCGCGAGUUACGCGAGCUGGUGAGUGGGGAGAACAGGCGGGCCAAGCUGUAAGGGCGCUCUUAUCAACGGACUGUUUAAUUCGAUAACUCAAUUGUUGGUGAGUUUUACGCAACAGCUUACUUAAAGAAACUGAUAAGCGGGGUGUAAUAUCUUGAAGCUGGUUGGAGUGGUCUCCAUAAUCGGAGCGGGCAGGUCAACGGCACACAAUUCAUGUAGACAUACUACAGGGUAAACAAACAAUAAAAAUCAAUUAUCAUAAUCAAUAGCAA